GCAUAGAGUCUCAUAGAGUAACUCGAUGAUACCCAGUUUGAAAUCAGUCCCGCUGUGAUAUUUCUACUGAACGGUAAGUGUACAGCACGUACGCUGCGGGUAACGAAUUGCUUGUUUGAUAUUAGAAAAACGAAAAAUGCUUUAAAACUUUUCUUCUACGACUAAUAAAUUUUUCCGAAAAAAUUUAUCAUUUGAAAAUUAUUUAUGUGAUUUUUAUGUCCCCAAAACAAUUUGUGAAAUUUGGACAGUUUUGAAGUGUGCGCGAUAAAAAUAUUUUGUGUUAUUAAAAUUUAAGUGUGAUAUUUUUUUGUGAUUUUGUGUUUUUUUUUUUAAAUAAAAUAAAUUUUGGACAUGUGAAAAUUUGUUUGGAGAAAAAUUUCAACGAAAUAUAAUUUAAAAAAUCCACAAUGAUGAAUGCUUUUAUGGACUCAAGUCAUCAUGCUCAUUUGGCAUCAUUUGGAUUAAAAAUGAGUCCAAACAGUGGCCAUGGUACUGAUACAACAUCCCAUCAUCAUUCGCACUUGACAUCAUUUGGAUUAAAAAUGAGUCCAAAUGGUGGAACUGCUGGAACAGUGUCAUCACCUCACCAAGGCACAACAGCAGCUUCAGCGAUGGGAGUUACAGCAGGCCCAACAGGCGCGAGUGCCACGGGAACUACAACCAGUGAUGUUUGUGGGACGACAGGGCAACAUUUCCAAUCUAAUUAUGGCCAUCAUCCACAUAUGGGUCAUUUAGGACAUGGUGCAUCAUAUGCCGCCAGAGAUUUUUUGUUACGUCGAGAUCAUCAUGAGUUUCCGACGGCACAGACAGCUGACCCUGUGUUAUUUGGUACAGCUUUACAUCACCAUGAAACAAAUUAUCAUCACCAAAGUGCUUUAACUAAUCAUCACCAAAGUGGACUCCAUCACCCGGGUAUGCGGCUAGGAAUGGAUGCAUAUUCACGCGGAGUUGCGGAACAUGCGGCAGCCGCCGCGUACCAUGCACAACCAACGCCGCAUCAUGCAGCAUUCCCUACAAUGCCACAUCACCCAUCAAUGAUGCCCCACCAUCCUAGUGCCCAUUCACAUGGAGCAUUCUUUAGGUAUAUGCGACAACCAGUGAAACAAGAAAUGCAAUGUUUGUGGAUUGAUCCAGAACAACCACCCCCGCGUAAAAUUUGUGGGAAAAACUUCACAACAAUGCAUGAAAUAGUGACUCAUUUAACGGUAGAACAUGUUGGAGGGCCUGAGUGUACAACACACGCAUGUUUUUGGCAAUCGUGUCCACGAAAUGGGCGACCAUUUAAAGCUAAAUAUAAAUUGGUGAAUCAUAUCAGAGUACAUACUGGUGAAAAACCAUUUCCAUGUCCGUUCCCUGGUUGUGGUAAAGUGUUUGCAAGAUCGGAAAAUUUGAAGAUACAUAAACGAACGCAUACCGGCGAGAAACCAUUCAAAUGUGAAUAUGACGGUUGUGAUCGACGUUUUGCCAAUAGUUCCGAUCGUAAAAAACAUUCACAUGUUCAUACAUCAGACAAACCAUACAAUUGUCGUGUUAACGGAUGUGACAAAAGUUAUACGCAUCCAAGUAGUUUACGUAAGCAUAUGAAAGUACACGGGUGUGGUACAGGAACCACCGGAACGAAUGGCACCACAAAUGGUAGUGGCACAACAAUAACUAGUGAGAAUAAUAAUAAAUCACCUACUGCACUCUCAAAUCAUCCGUACGAUAGUGAUGGUGAUGAAUCGAAUAGUUCGAGUGGUACAGGAAGUAUCAGUGUGGCAACAAAUGGUGAUACAACAUCACCGAAUUCAACGACAACACCAACACUUAGCCAACAACAGCAACAAGUGAUGACCAAUGGACAUAAUUUAAAUCAAAUACCAAAUUACUUAAAUAAUAACAAUUUAGUGACGUCAUCGUUAGGUACAACAACGAAUUUAAGUGAUUGGUAUAAUAAUGGUGGGGGUGGUGGUGCAGGUAUGCCUACACCGCCACCUUUAUCAAAUGAACCACCACAACAUCAUCAACCAACGCAUCCGCAUCAUCAUCAACCAACGCAUCCGCAUCAUCAGUCACAUCCGCAACAUCAUUCCCCUCCAGCGCCUGCCGCUCCUACAACUAUGAUGAAUCAUCAUCAUUUAAAUUCACAUUAUCAUCAUUUUAAUCCGCAUCAUCACCAUCAUCAUUUAAUGCAUCAUCAUCAUCAUACAGGAGCGGCAACAGCAUACUGAGAUCUGCCCCCCGCACCGCAAUCACCCCAAACAUCGGCAACAGCUCCACAAACAUUGUUAACAAAUCAUCAUCAUUCGUCACAUCAUUGGCGAAUUUAAUAAAGUGCUGUGAAAUUCUUUUAGGCCAUUUUUUUAAAGUUUAAUUUUCAUCUGAAGACAAUCUGAGGUUUUUUCGAUUUGAAAAUUUGGUUAAUCGUUUUUAUUUUUUCAAUUGUAAUAACAGAUUUUUUAAAUAUUUUCAAAAUUCGACUUUUGCAGAUUCCUCAAUAAAAUUAAAGAUAAUCUACUUAAAUCAGAAUAGUUAAAGCUCAGUACUGAAAAAAUUACAUAAAAAUUUGAUUUUUAAACAAAAAUUUCCACACCACCGAUCCAUAAAAAAUAUUCCAAAAAACUUUUACGCGGGGACAAAUCACUUUUAUUGACAAUAUUUAAAUGAAAAAUUUAAAGAAACUUUCUGCAAAAAACACGGUAUACGGUAUCCUAUACUAUUUCCUUUAAAAUAUUAUUAAAACCAUUUUUGAGAUUCCAAAAGACUUUAAACUUAGGUCUAUUGAGUUUAUUUUAUAUUUAAGGAUGUACGAGCGCCAGGGCAAGUUUGAAUAAAAGGCUUGACUUUUUUUAAAUAUCAAGUUGGACUAAGUUUAAAAAUUGUAUUCCUAUUUUUCAUCUACAUUCAUGAAGCUAUAAUAAAAUUCAUCAUCAUAGUUGAAAAUAAUUUGCAAAUAAUUUCAACCACAAGUCAAAACUUGCCUUGGCCCUUGUACUACCUUAUGCCGACUUUAGGUGCAUUUAGCCUUUACUAUUGAUAUUCACGAAGAGAGAAUUACAGAUUACAGGUCUGCAUGGACAAAACGGAUAUCAUAAGUCUCUUGCUUGGGUCCUACACCAUGAAAAUGAAUUUUGAAUCUGCAAAAGUCAAAUUUCUUAAAUGUAUAAUUUACAAAAUAUUAAAAAAAUUUAGUAAAAGUAUGAUUACAUUUUAUUUCACCAAAAACAAUAGAUAUUUUGAACACUAUUUUCGCGGGGCGGGGA
Messenger RNA from Chrysoperla carnea, 3242 nucleotides. It is a transcript of the gene opa, whose product is annotated as zinc finger protein ZIC 1. The record is from RefSeq and is a predicted model, not a curated record. NCBI's taxonomy places the organism in Eukaryota, Metazoa, Arthropoda, Insecta, Neuroptera, Chrysopidae. Bases 408 to 2210 code for a protein of 600 amino acids. The transcript has 2 exons. Gene Ontology annotation, biological process: central nervous system development; regulation of transcription by RNA polymerase II. Gene Ontology annotation, cellular component: nucleus. Gene Ontology annotation, molecular function: DNA-binding transcription factor activity, RNA polymerase II-specific; RNA polymerase II cis-regulatory region sequence-specific DNA binding.